AAGGCAAUCUGAUUAUUCCCUUCUCUCUCGUUACACAAACUCAGACCCUCACUCUUUCUUUCCCCUCUGCGACCGGUUAGGGUUUGGGAUCCCUCUUUCUCUCCAAGAUUUAUUCGAAGCGAUUGUGCUCCGGCGAUUAUGGCGGCGACAAUGGUGAGCUCGGCCGGUGGGCUACUGGCGAUGCUGAACGAGACGCACCCCUCGCUCAAGCUACACGCGCUCUCCAACCUCAACAAUCUGGUCGACAACUUUUGGCCCGAGAUCUCAACCAGUGUUCCCGUCAUAGAAAGUUUAUAUGAAGAUGAAGAGUUUGAUCAACAUCAGAGACAACUUGCUGCAUUGCUUGUGUCAAAGGUAUUUUAUUAUUUGAGUGAGCUUAACGAUGCACUAUCGUAUGCACUUGGAGCCGGUUCUUUAUUUGAUGUGUCAGAAGAUUCUGAUUACGUUCAUACUCUUCUUGCUAAAGCUAUAGAUGAGUAUGCCAGUCUUAAGAGCAAGGCAGCAGAAUCAAAUGAUGAAGCAGGAAAGGUGGACCCUAGGUUGGAGGCAAUUGUGGAGAGAAUGCUGGAUAAGUGUAUUGCUGAUGGAAAAUACGCACAAGCUAUGGGUAUUGCAAUUGAAUGCCGAAGAUUGGAUAAACUUGAGGAAGCAAUCACAAAGAGUGACAAUGUUCAAGGGACUUUAUCUUAUUGCAUUAAUGUCUCUCAUUCCUUUGUUAAUCUUAGAGAAUAUCGGCGUGAGGUACUUCGUCUCCUUGUUCAAGUGUAUCAGAAGCUGCCUUCCCCUGAUAAUUUAAGUAUAUGCCAAUGUCUCAUGUUCUUGGACGAGCCUGAAGCCGUUGCCAAUAUAUUGGAAAAGCUUCUCCGCUCUGAAAAUAAGGAUGAAGCUCUUUUGGCAUUUCAAAUAGCCUUUGAUCUCAUAGAAAAUGAGCACCAAGCCUUUCUCUUAAAGGUGAGAGAUCGCCUUUCAGCUCCAAAGACUCAACCUUCAGCACAAGUGCAAUCCGUUGAACCGGAUUCUGCUCAAAAUGAAAAUUCUACGGCUCCAGAGGAUGUUCAAAUGACAGACGGGAGUUCUGCUUCUGAUGUGAAUGUGCAUGAAGCUGAUCCGAAUGAAGUAAUAUAUGCUGAGAGGUUGACCAAAAUCAAGGGAAUUUUGUCAGGAGAGACGUCAAUACAGUUGACUCUACAAUUCUUGUACAGUCAUAAUAAAUCGGAUCUUCUUAUCCUUAAGACAAUAAAGCAGUCUGUUGAGAUGAGAAAUAGUGUGUGUCAUAGUGCAACGAUUUAUGCUAAUGCAAUUAUGCAUGCGGGAACAACCGUGGAUACAUUCCUCAGGGAGAAUCUAGACUGGUUGAGCAGAGCCACGAAUUGGGCCAAGUUUAGUGCAACUGCAGGUCUUGGUGUUAUUCACAGGGGCCAUUUACAACAGGGGAGGUCACUGAUGGCACCUUACUUACCUCAGGGUGGGGCUGGUGGUGGUGGCAGUCCAUACUCAGAAGGUGGAGCUCUCUAUGCUCUGGGUCUUAUUCAUGCCAACCAUGGCGAGGGCAUCAAACAAUUCCUUCGCGAUAGCCUGCGUAGCACUAAUGUGGAGGUUAUCCAACAUGGUGCGUGCUUAGGUCUGGGUUUGGCAGCUCUAGGAACUGCUGAUGAGGAGAUUUAUGAUGACAUUAAAAACGUCCUCUACACUGACAGUGCUGUUGCUGGUGAAGCUGCUGGCAUCAGUAUGGGUUUGCUCAUGGUUGGAACUGCGAGUGAGAAGGCAAGUGAGAUGCUUGCUUAUGCACACGAGACACAACAUGAGAAGAUCAUAAGGGGGUUGGCUUUGGGAAUAGCCCUUACAGUGUAUGGAAGAGAAGAAGAAGCGGACACACUUAUUGAGCAGAUGACUCGUGAUCAGGAUCCUAUACUUCGUUAUGGUGGUAUGUAUGCAUUGGCGCUGGCCUACAGCGGAACGGCAAACAACAAAGCCAUUCGACAGCUGCUCCACUUUGCUGUAUCAGAUGUGAGUGAUGAUGUUAGGAGGACUGCUGUUCUAGCACUUGGGUUUGUUCUCUACUCUGAGCCAGAGCAGACUCCUCGAAUUGUCUCCCUGCUGUCCGAGUCUUAUAACCCUCAUGUACGAUAUGGUGCGGCUCUUGCAGUGGGCAUUUCCUGUGCUGGUACCGGCCUGAGUGAGGCCAUAUCUUUGUUGGAACCUUUGACAUCAGAUGUUGUCGAUUUUGUUCGUCAAGGCGCCCUCAUUGCAAUGGCUAUGGUUAUGGUCCAGAUUAGUGAAGCAAGUGAUUCUCGUGUUGGAACAUUCAGGCGACAAUUGGAGAAAAUAAUUCUUGAUAAGCAUGAAGAUACCAUGAGCAAGAUGGGUGCAAUCUUAGCCUCUGGAAUUCUUGAUGCUGGUGGAAGGAAUGUGACCAUUAGAUUGCUUUCUAAGACAAAACAUGAUAAAAUCACUGCAGUAGUUGGUUUGGCAGUUUUCAGCCAGUUUUGGUAUUGGUAUCCCCUUAUUUACUUCAUAAGCUUAGCUUUUUCGCCCACGGCAUUCAUUGGACUGAAUUAUGACUUGAAAGUUCCGAGGUUUGAGUUUGUAUCACAUGCAAAACCAUCACUUUUUGAAUAUCCUAAGCCAACUACUGUGCCAACCACAGCCUCGACUGUAAAACUUCCAACUGCGGUUCUAUCAACCUCAGCAAAGGCCAAAGCCAGGGCUAAGAAAGAAGCCGAUCAGAAAGCUAAUGCUGAAAAGGUAGCUGGGGCAGAGUCUUCAUCUGUUGCUCCAAAUGGUGGGAAGGGAAAAUCAUCUAGUGAGAAGGAUAAGGACUCUAUGCAGGUUGACACCCCACCGGAGAAGAAAUCAGAGCCUGAGCCUUCCUUUGAAAUUCUGGUCAACCCUGCCAGGGUGGUUCCUGCUCAGGAGAAAUUUAUGAAGUUUCUGGAAGAAAGCAGAUACGUGCCAGUGAAGUUGGCACCAUCUGGUUUUGUUCUUCUAAGAGACUUAAAACCUACUGAGCCGGAGGUACUCUCCCUCACUGACACACCAGCAACCGCAGCAUCACCCGCGGGUGGAGCACCAACAGGACAGCCGGGUUCUGCAUCAGCCAUGGCAGUUGACGAGGAACCUCAGCCUCCUCAGCCUUUUGAAUACACAUCAUGAUCAUUCCGGUUUUGAUUAUUUCUUCUCUGGUGUACUAUUAAACAAGAAAUAGAAGCUUUUCAGUUUGCCUUUUUUUUUUUUUUUUUUGGGUAAUUAGCAUGUUUUAUAUUUACAAUUUAAACCAAUCUGUAUGAUUUAGCGUUUACUAUGUGCUGCGUGUUGAGCAUUUUGAAUGAAGAUUCAAGAACUUUCUCUCUUA
Messenger RNA from Corylus avellana, 3352 nucleotides. RefSeq names its product 26S proteasome non-ATPase regulatory subunit 1 homolog A. Lineage: Eukaryota; Viridiplantae; Streptophyta; Magnoliopsida; Fagales; Betulaceae. The record is from RefSeq and is a predicted model, not a curated record. Gene Ontology annotation, molecular function: enzyme regulator activity. Gene Ontology annotation, biological process: regulation of protein catabolic process; proteasome-mediated ubiquitin-dependent protein catabolic process. Gene Ontology annotation, cellular component: proteasome storage granule; nucleus; proteasome complex.